AUGGCCUCACCAGGCCCUCUCGCCGAGCUUCUGGGAAAGAUCGCCUACGAGUUCGCCCAGAUCCAGCCCCUCCUCCCCACCUACACCCAUCUCCUCGUCUCCGCCCUCUUCCCCAUCUACGCUGGCGCCCAUGCCUCGCUCUCUCGUCCCUCCUCCGCCGCAAAGCCCGUCAAGCGCAAACAGCCCAAGGCCGAUGAAGAUGGAGGCAAAGACAGCGACGACGAGGACGAAGACAAGGAGGUCAAGAUGGAGGGCUUGAGCCAUUCAGACGCGCUUGUGUUUCCUCUGCUGGCCGGCUGUACGCUUGCGGGACUAUACUUUCUGAUCAAGUGGCUGCAGAACGCGGACUUGCUGAACAAGAUCUUGAACUUGUACUUCGCCCUUUUCGGCGUCUUCAGCGUCGGCAAGUUGAUCGCGGACGGGAUGGAUGUGGUGCAUGGCUUCGUAUUUCCUAGGCAGUAUGUGCACGACGGCACUGUAUGGAAUGUGAGGGGAAAAGAGCGCAGGACGGUUGCGCCAACUGGAAAGGGGCUCGAAGAGAGGGUACGGCCGUCGCCGCUGCCCGGCUUCCUAUCAAAGCUGCCUCUGUCGACGAGGAUCACCGAUAUGCUGUGGACAUUAAGGGACCUGCCUCGACACAAGUGGACGAUCAAGGCCUACAUCCACCGCAUACUCGCGCUCAGGGCGAAUGUUGGUCUCCACGGCCUCACAGGCUUUUUCCUUGGAUUGGCUGCCGUCUUGUACUUCAACUUCUUCGACAAGCCUUGGUACUUGACAAACCUAAUGGGUUUCGGCUUCGCGUAUGGUGCGCUGCAGAUCAUGUCGCCGACAACCUUCGAUACGGGAAGCCUGAUACUAGCGGCCCUGUUCCUAUACGACAUCUACUUCGUCUUCUUCACACCCAUGAUGGUUACCGUAGCAAAAUCCCUCGAUGUCCCCAUAAAACUUGUGUUCCCACGCCCUGCUGCUCCCGAUGCACCACCGGGAGCAUUAUCGCAUGCGAUGCUCGGCCUUGGUGACGUUGUGUUACCAGGCAUCAUGAUCGGGCUCGCUCUCCGCUUCGAUCUUUACUUCUUUUACCUUCGCAAGCAAACAAAAGCUGCUCCUUCUUCGUCUUCCACAGAAGCGGCAGGUUCAGACCCUGAAAAUGGGGGAGAGAAGGAGCUGGCGCAAAAGGCCAAGUAUGUACCACUCACAAACCACACCGCGGAAUCCUUCUGGACGCACUCCCUCUCCGGCCGGCCCCUAGUCCCCGGCCUUUCGACGUCCUUUCCGAAACCGUAUUUCACGGCCUCUGUCAUCGGCUACGUCGUGGGUAUGUUGGCAACCCUGGGCGUCAUGCAAGUCUUCAACCACGCGCAGCCCGCACUGCUCUAUCUGGUGCCGAGCGUGUUGAUCUCGCUGUGGGGCACCGCGCUCGUCAGGGGCGAGAUCAAGGAGAUGUGGGACUUCUCGGAAGCUGUUGAGGAGGAGGCAGCGGCCGGAGAGAAUAAGAAGAAAGGUCAGAAGAGCUUCUUCUCGGCGGAGAAGCAGGAGAGGCAGGCCAAGCGGCUGGAGAAGGCGGUUGGGAGGCUUGUUGAGCGGGAUGAGGGCGGAGAGGCAGAUGAGCAUGGUCAAUACGACAAGAUGAAGGACGACGAUGAGAAGCCAGCAGAGGAGAUCAUAAAGUGUAAGGGCGCCAACCCUGACAGGUCGCGAGAACUGGUGUCCUUCUCAAUCUCGGCUCCCUUUGCUUUGUCGACGCCGAAGGACACAAAGCUCGCCAGCACCGCGGAGACGGCAACCAACACUGCCGAAACGCAAGCAUCCCGCCUUGAGUCCUCCUCCGGUGACGAGAUUGCCAACUCCUUAGACAACAAUCCGCGCAGUCGCCCAAGCCGCCGGUGCAGCAAGAAGGGAGAGCCGGCGGAGAAGCGGCAGCGGACGGCGUAG
This is a messenger RNA of Coniosporium apollinis CBS 100218, 1932 nucleotides long. RefSeq lists its product as uncharacterized. Gene Ontology annotation, cellular component: cytoplasmic side of endoplasmic reticulum membrane; membrane; lumenal side of endoplasmic reticulum membrane. The transcript is spliced from 2 exons. The coding region runs from base 1 to 1932 and encodes 643 amino acids. Gene Ontology annotation, molecular function: aspartic endopeptidase activity, intramembrane cleaving. NCBI's taxonomy places the organism in Eukaryota, Fungi, Ascomycota, Dothideomycetes. The record is from RefSeq and is a predicted model, not a curated record. Gene Ontology annotation, biological process: membrane protein proteolysis.